UCGUCUAGCGAGGAGGACUGUUCUCUCUCUCUCUCUCUCUCUGCGCACCUAUAGAGAUAGUCCGAUAUCGGUCUCUCUCUCUCGUGUGUUUCUCCUAUAUAUACUAUAAUCUUACAUACGUAUAUGUGAAAUCGUGCGCGACGCGCAGAGCCGAGCAGCAGCAGCAGACGCGCGCCGAUCUUCGUCGAGCAGCGACGAAUCGACGAGCACCGAUAUAUUAAUACGAGUGCGGUUAUUAUAGUUAUAAGUAAUUUGGAAUUUUUUUCACACGAGUAUCGGGGAAAACGGAUUAUUUCAUAUCGGUGCACGCGAGCGGUGCAAGAUGGACAGCAAGCAGAGGUCGAAGAAGGAAAAUCCGGCCGACAAAGCCAAUAUAUUCGGUCAAAUAUUUCUUUGGUACACCAAAGAUAUAUUUUGGAAGAAGAACAUCACCACGGAAGACAUCUACGAUCCGUGCAAGUCCGACGAGUCCGAGAAGCUCGGCAACCGAUUGGAGCAAGAAUGGAACAAGGAACUGGAGAAGCGCCGGGAGCUCGAGUACGCCCUCAACAACGAGGGCAAGAAGAUCGGCAAGAAGCACGCCAAGCCCAGCCUCACCCGGGCCCUGGUGCGCAUGUUCUUCUGGCAGAACGCCGGCCUCGGCGUCAUGAUGGCCCUCAACUUCUGGUUCUUCAUCGUCGCGACGCCCAUCUUUCAGGGCUGGGUGAUCGAUCACUUCAAGCGCCAGGACAUGUCGGAGAUCGCCCUGGAGCGGGCCAACGUGCUCCUCUAUGCGGCUCUGAUGAUAAUCGCCAAGGCGGCCAAUAUCGGCCUCAUGCAUCACUCGUUCCGAGUGGCCUGGCUCAUGGGCAUGAGAGCUAGGGUCGCCUGUUGCACCUUGAUGUACAGGAAGGCUCUUCGAUUGAAAAAAUCGGCACUGGGACAGGCAGCCGCCGGCCAGGUGGUGAAUCUGAUGAGCAACGACGUGGGCCGAUUCGACAUGUUCUUUCACUUUUUGAAUUUCGUCUGGAUCACGCCGGUUCAGAUCGCGCUGAUCGUCUACAUGAUGUGGAGCAGCAUCGGCGUGCUGCUGCUGGCCGGUAUCGCCAUUCUGGUGCUGGUGGCGGUGCCGCUCCAGGCGGUGGUCAUCUACACGAGCAAGAUCCUGCGAGCCAAGAUAGCCGUGCUCACGGACAAGAGGGUGCAGCUCAUGAGCGAGCUCAUCGCCGGCAUACAGAUCGUCAAGAUGUACGCCUGGGAGAAACCCUUCGAGCUCAUGGUCAACAAGACUCGCCUGGCCGAGAUGCGCAAGAUCACCACGACGGCCCACGUGCGCAGCCUCUUCAUCAGCUCGAUGGUCUACACGGAGCGCACCACCCUCUUCGUGACCCUCGUCCUCUUCGUGCUGGUCGCGGGCCGCCAACUGACCGCCGAGACGUCCUUCGUCCUGGCCACGUACAUCAACGUACUGCAGCUGUCCAUCAUCUACAUGAUGCCCAGCGGUCUGAUCGCGGCUGGCGAGGCCUCCGUGUCCAUAAAGCGUAUCGAGGACUACAUGCUUCUGGACGAGGUGAGCACUUCCAAGCUCAAGGAGAUGCAGCAGCAGCCCAAGACGAAGAGGAGCAAGAACAACUGCUACACCAACGACAUCGCCCUGGAGGAGCACGUCUUCGAUCUGUCGAAAACGCGCAGCAUCGUCAACAACAACGACGCGGCGGCCGAUCGGCCCGUCAAGGUCAGCUUCCGCGAGGUGUUCGCCAGCUGGAUCCCGGACAGGAUGCCGCCCACCCUCAGCGACCUGAGCUUCGAGGUCGAGGCCGGCAGUCUCUGCGCCCUGGCCGGUAGCGUCGGCUCGGGCAAAUCCGCCGUGCUCAAUCUCCUCCUUCGCGAGCUGCCCGUCGGCUCGGGCUCCGUGGCCCUGUCGACCUCCGAGAACCACGAGGAUCUGCUGCGCAAGCCCGGCUUCAACACGGACCUGGCCGAGCUCCGCGUCUCGUACGCCAGUCAGGACGCCUGGCUGUUCGCCGGCUCGGUGCGCGACAACAUUCUGUUCGGCCAGCCCUACGAGGCCGAUCGGUACGCCCGAGUCUGCGAGGCCUGCGCCCUGCGCCGCGACUUCGAGCAGCUGCCCCGCGGCGACUCGACGGUGGUGGGCGAGCGAGGCGCCUCCCUGUCCGGAGGCCAACGCGCCCGAGUCAAUCUCGCGCGGGCCUGCUACCGGCGCGCCAAUCUCUACCUGCUGGACGACCCGCUGAGCGCCGUCGAUCCCAAGGUGGCGCGACACAUCUUCGAGCGCUGUGUCGAGGGCUUCCUCAAGGGCAGCACGAGGAUCCUCGUGACGCAUCAGCUGCAGUUUCUGCGCAAGGCCGACACCAUUCUCUACAUCAACAAGGGCAAGAUCAAGUACAGCGGCACCUACAACAACAUAACGAAUCUCAAUCCGGACGUGAUGAAGCUGCUGGGCAGGAAAGAAAACAGCAAGACGGACGAGGAAGGAAAAAAGAUCAUCGAGAAGACGGACUCGUUGAUCAGCAAUCAGUCCGACGACUCGCUAGACGUAAUGGUGGGCGAGGAAGACGGCCCAAUCAACGGCGAGGACGACGCCGCCGAGGAGGAGAACGUCGAUCGCGAGUACAACAACUUCCAGGUCUUCAAGUCGUACUUCCGGGCGGGCGCCUCCUGGUGCUUGAUCGGCUUCUACAUGCUGGUGCUGAUCGUCACUCAGAUCGCGACGAGCGGCACCGAUCUCUGGCUCGGCUUCUGGACGAAUCUCGAGGAGAAGCGCCAGUACGAGCAGCUGAGAAGGAACGGAAGCGAGAUCGCCGACAACCAGACAUUUAUCGAGACUACGACGACGAUGAUCGGUAGUAACGCUACGAACCGAUCUCUCGUGGGCGACGUCGUGGACGAGAUCGAGGAUUUCGCGAGCUCGCUGAACGACGAGUACGGCAUUAUGUCGACCUACAACGCCAUCUACAUCUACGUGAUACUGCUCGUGGUCACGACGAUUCUCUGCGUGCUGAGGAAUUACCUCGUGAUCCGGAUAUGCAUGAGGGCCAGCCGCAACUUCCAUCGCGGCAUGUUCUCCAAGCUGCUGCACACCAAGAUGUCGUUCUUCCAUAAAAACGCAUCGGGACGGAUAUUGAACCGAUUCUCCAAGGACACGGGCGCCAUGGACGAGCUGCUGUCGCGCAACUUCGUCGAGGCCAUACAGAUAUUCUCCGUGCUGAUCGGUAUCUCGGUCGUCAUCGUCGUCGUCAACGUGCCCAUGAUCGUGCCCCUCGCCAUAAUCCUCCUCAUCUUCUGGCCCACCUCGCACAUCUACCUCAAGAAGACCAAUCAGAUUCGUCGGCUCGAGACGGCCGCGAAGUCACCCGUACUCUCGCACCUCAACGCCACCAUGAACGGCCUCACCACCAUACGCAGCUCGGGGCCCGAGGUCGAGCGUCUGCUCGUGCGCGAGUUCGAUCGCUUUCAGGACGAGCACACGGGCGCCUGGUAUCAGACCAUCGCCACACAGACCGUCUUCGGCAUGUUUCUCGAUCUGCUGUUUCUCAUACUGAACGCCAGCGUCGCGUUCAGCUUCAUACUGAGGAACGACGGCACGACCAAGAGCAGCGACGUCGGUCUGGCACUGUCCCAGGCCAUGAUACUGUGCGGCAUGGUGCAGUACGGCUUCAGGCUGUACGUCGACUUCAUCGGCCAGCUGACCUCCGUGGAGAGGAUACUGCAGUACUUCCGGCUGCCCGAGGAGCACCCGCUGGAGACGGACAAGGCGCUGCCGCCAAACUGGCCGACGCAGGGCAACAUCGUGCUGCGGAACGUGACGAUGCGUUACUCGGACAACGCGCCACCGGCGCUGAAAAAUCUCGAGGCACGGAUCGAGGCCGGCUGGAAGUUGGGCAUCGUCGGGCGCACUGGUGCCGGCAAAUCCUCGAUAAUAUCGGCCCUGUUCCGGCUGGCCGAUCGACUGGACGGCCUGAUCGCCAUCGACGGCGUCGACACGGCCGAGGUCGGUCUCCAGCUGUUGCGCAGCCGCAUCUCCAUCAUACCCCAGGAGCCGGUGUUGUUCAGCCAGAGCCUGCGCUACAAUCUCGAUCCGUUCGGCCAGCACGAGGACGCCGCCCUGGCGGAGGCGCUGCGCGAGGUCGAGCUCGGCGAGCUGAGCCUCGACCAGCAGGUCGCCGAGAAGGGCGGCAAUUUCAGCGUGGGCCAGCGACAGCUCAUCUGUCUGGCGCGUGCCAUCGUGAGGCAGAACAAGAUACUGCUGCUGGACGAGGCCACCGCCAACAUCGAUACUCACACCGACGCCGUGAUCCAAUCGACUCUGCGCAAGCGUUUCGCCGACUGCACCGUGCUGACGGUGGCCCACCGGCUCAACACCAUCAUCGACAGCGAUCGCAUCUGCGUCAUGGACAACGGCUCGAUCGUGGAGUUCGGCCGGCCCUACGAGCUACUCACCCAGAAUCCCGACGGACACUUCGCCCGCAUGGUCGGCCAGACCGGCAAGGCGAUGGCCCAGCGACUGCUGGAGCAGGCCGAGGACGCCUACUUCAAGAGCAUGCAGGAACAACAGCAGCAGCAGCCGUCGUCGGGCAUUCCCGAGAUUAGUCGAUUGUAAUUUUUUUUUUUUUAUUUCGUAGAUAGCUAGACUGUAAGACAACCAAAGUAUUAUUGUAUCGUGUGCGUCGAGUUGCGAUAUAGUAUUUUUGCGCGAAAGUCUCUCGAGGUCUCUCGACUGGAUUGAUUCGUUUUUUUUUUGGUUUUGUUUUGUCGCUGGCGAUCCAUCAAUUUUGCGACGGAAUCUUAAAAAAAGAAGACAAUCCAGUCGUCGACAAGUGUACAAAUGAUAUUUUAAUUAUUUUCGAGAUGAGAAAAAAAUUGUAAAUAAUUCUAGUUUGAUAAGUUCAUAGUGCAAAGACAGUAAUAUAUUCAAGUAUAUUAUGAAGUGCAUUCGAUAUUUGAACGCGCUACACUUAUUAUGUAAUGUCAACGUUUGCCGUAUCAUCGUGAUUUUUGUAAAGAGCAAAUAUUUUUAUGGAUGCAUGACUAUUUCUGUGGAAUGCCCAAAAGUUUCUUUACUUAAAAGAUAGAUAAAGCUUCUAUCUAUAAUAUAUUGUUACAAUAUUGACGAAAUGGUCUCAAAUUGAAAAAUGAUUAUGAAUUAUUUAUUAUUGCGUCGUAUAUGUGAUAUACCAAAAAAAAUAAUCAACUGUUUACUUCGCUUUCUUUGCAAUUACGAUUCUCUGCCUGUAAUAAAUCUAUAUUCUAACGAGAGAAACAUAAAUGUAAUUCUUAAAUAAACAAUAUAUAAAGUUAA
This is a messenger RNA of Trichogramma pretiosum, 5299 nucleotides long. RefSeq names its product multidrug resistance-associated protein 4-like. The coding region runs from base 323 to 4600 and encodes 1425 amino acids. The transcript has 11 exons. Lineage: Eukaryota; Metazoa; Arthropoda; Insecta; Hymenoptera; Trichogrammatidae. The record is from RefSeq and is a predicted model, not a curated record. Gene Ontology annotation, molecular function: ATP binding; ABC-type transporter activity; ATP hydrolysis activity. Gene Ontology annotation, cellular component: membrane. Gene Ontology annotation, biological process: transmembrane transport.